Molecule: messenger RNA, 1810 nt
Organism: Nematolebias whitei (Rio pearlfish)
Lineage: Eukaryota; Metazoa; Chordata; Actinopteri; Cyprinodontiformes; Rivulidae
Gene: txlna
Product: taxilin alpha
Exons: 11
Coding region: 100-1599 (499 amino acids)
Molecular function (GO): syntaxin binding
Source: RefSeq, a predicted model, not a curated record
AAGUUAUGACCGGAAGUUACAGGUUUUUCAGGCUCAUGUUGAAAUCUGCUGCUCACAAACACAUUAAAGCUAUUUCCUGCUGGAAUCUAAGUGCUCGACAUGAAAAAUCAGGAGGCGGAGGAGUCUGGCAUUGAGGAAACUCCACCUGGAGCUGCCGGACCACAGGACCCACAAACACAAGCCCCCCCACAGAGCCACGAGGGACAAAGUGAAGCUGCAGACGCCGCUCCGCUGCAGUGUGACGUGGCCGAGGAGCUGAGCCGGCAGCUCGAGGACAUCCUCAGCACCUACUGCCGGGAAACCAUCUCCGAGGUCAACGGCCAGCCUCACAGCCCGGCGCUCAACGGACUGACGAGCGAGAAGGAAGACGACAAGCAGGAGGAAGGAAAGGCCGCCAGCGGUGACGGUGGAGCAGAGAAGAAGACUCAGGAGAAGAAGAAGGUGAAGGGUCUGGGGAAAGAGAUCACCCUGCUCAUGCAGACCCUCAACACUUUGAGCACUCCGGAGGAGAAGCUCGCCGGUCUCUGCAAGAAGUACGCCGACCUGGUGGAGGAGCACCGUAACACCCAGAAGCAGAUGAAGGUGCUGCAGAAGAAGCAGGCCCAGCUGGUCCAGGAGAAGGACAACCUGAGGAACGAACACAGCAAGGCCAUCCUGGCCCGCAGCAAGCUGGAGAGUCUGUGCAGGGAGCUGCAGAGACACAACCGGACCCUGAAGGAGGAAGGAGUGCAGAGAACCCGUCUGGAGGAGGAGAAAAGGAAAGAGGUGACAUCUCACUUCCAGUCGACGCUGAACGACAUCCAGGCUCAGAUGGAGCAGCACAACCGAAGGAACGCCAGCCUCCGGCAGGAGAACGCAGAGCUGGGCGAGAAGCUCAAGAAGCUGUACGAGCAGUACAAGCUGCGGGAGGAGCACAUAGACAAAGUGGUGAAGCACAAAGACCUGCAGCAGCAGCUGGUGGACGCCAAGCUGCACCAGGCGCAGGAGCUGCUGAAGGAGUCCGAGGAGCGCCACGACAGAGAAAAAGACUUUCUGCUGAAAGAAGCCGUGGAGUCUCAGAGGAUGUGCGAGCUCAUGACGCAGCAGGAGGUUCACCUGAAGCAGCAGCUGUCGCUGUACACGGAGAAGUUCGAGGAGUUUCAGAGCACGCUGUCCAAGAGCAACGAGGUCUUCACCACCUUUAAACAGGAGAUGGAGAAGAUGACCAAGAAGAUCAAGAAGCUGGAGAAGGAGACGGCCAUGUAUCGCAUGAGGUGGGAGAGCAGCAACAAAGCUCUGCUGGAGAUGGCUGAGGAGAAAGCUGUGCGCGAUCGAGACUUCGAGGCGCUGCAGGGUAAAGUCCAGCGGCUCGAGAAGCUGCGGCGGGCGCUGAAGGUCGAUCGAAACGAGCUGAAGAAAAAGGUUCAGAGCCUCGGAGGGCAAACCAGCGGCACCGCUGAAGCCCCGACCUCUGACCCAGGAACCGACUCCCCCUCCCCGCCUCCUUCAGACUCUCUGCCGGAGCCCGGCCCCGCCUGCUGCCAGCCGUGCCAGAGUGAGCCGCAGGCAGACACCCUGCAGGAGGAGGCAGACCCUCGGCCUGUUCCUGCGCCGGAGUGAAAGAGACCUGCUCACACACACACACACACACCCCGGACUCAAACCACCAGCCUACAAACCGCUGCUCCUCUGAAGCACUGAAUGAAACACACACCUUUCUAUGUUCUCGUGAACUGUGACUCCACAUGGAUUAGAACCAGCUCCAUCGUUUACACUUUUGUUUCCUGCAAAGUCAAAUAGUCGUUUUGCUUCUCGUCACGUCGUUGCACCG